AUGGUGAAAGCUCUCAUUAUGAUGGCCGACUAUGGCCACGACCCGACAGAGACUGCAGUUCCCUACACGGCAUUUCGGGACGCAGGCUUCGAAGUGAGUUUCGCUACGGAAAAGGGUCUGUCGCCCCUAUGUGAUGCAAGAAUGCUUGAGGGCAUAACAUCGCUUGCAACCUCACGAUCAGUGAAACUCAAAUAUGCGUCAAUGAUAGCCUCUCACGAGUGGAAGAACGCUCUGAGCUGGUCCGCGGCCGACUUCGAUCUCCAAGCCUUCAGCCUCGUGUUCUUCCCUGGAGGACAAGAUCACUCGAUUCGACAGCUUCUCGAUUCGGAAGUCGUACACAAAUUGCUGCAGGAAUACUUUCCAACGACUAGAAAGCCCAGCGCGAAUGUCAUUGGAGCCAUAUGCCACGGCGUCAAGGUAUUGGCCGAUACGAAUACCGACGGUGGACGCAGCGUUCUCCAUGGUUGCAUCACUGCAGUCCUACCGUCGUUGUUUGAACAAGCGGCUUUUCGAUUACUGAGACCAUUCAUGGACGGAGAUUAUUGCAAGGUGUAUGGAGGCGACAGUGAGGAUCUUGAACAUGCGGUGCAAAAGAAAUUGGAAGAUAAAACUCAUUUAAAGACGAGCUGGAGCCCGCUACCCUUUGUAGUUGAGGAUGACCAGUUCAAUUAUGUUAGCGGUAGGUGUCAAGCUGAUGCGCAAAAGUUGUCCGAGAGGCUGGUUUUUGCUGUACAGAGAGGAGCACGCAACGAGCCUGAAAACCACGAAUCAGAGUAA
Molecule: messenger RNA, 777 nt
Organism: Beauveria bassiana ARSEF 2860
Lineage: Eukaryota; Fungi; Ascomycota; Sordariomycetes; Hypocreales; Cordycipitaceae
Product: ThiJ/PfpI family protein
Exons: 5
Coding region: 1-777 (258 amino acids)
Source: RefSeq, a predicted model, not a curated record